CUCUCUUGCUCGAUAGCGAGGAUGAGAAUAUAUAUAUAUAUAUAUAGGUAACAACACAGGUCCUCGGCCAGCUCCUGGCAUCACUCUACUGGCCAAUCUCCAAACUCCCUAAAUCCUUCAUGACAAAGAGCUCUCAAACUUCAACUGAUCAAUUUAAAACACUUACCAUACAUCUACAUCCACUCCUCCGUCAUAUCUAUACCUACAACCUUAUCAACUAUCCCCGAUACUAGGGACGCAACGAGCCGACCUCAAUACCUCUUCAACUCCAUCGACCCAAUUCCCCACACAACCGCGCCUUCAUCCUCAACCUCUCCCCAAAAUGACCUCCCUCUUCCCCCACCCUGCCUAUGCCGAAGAACAACCCUACGCCCGCACAGUCCUCUACCUCCAUGUCAUCCGCGCGGCCACACAAGCCGCGCCGCUCGUCGCGACUUUCACCGCAACCGCCUCCUCCCUCUACUACCGCCCGCGGUCCCUCGCUGCGUUCGUCCCAAGGCUCAUAACCCACUCUGCCCACGCUGUGCCUCUAGGCAUCGUCUUCGCUGGUCUGGCGACUACGGGACGGAUGUACGGGCGCGAGGAGAUCGAGUGGCAGGACCGCGCGUGGCGGCUGUUGGAGAAUAAGGGGCAGGAGGGGGCGGAUUGGUGGGCGAUUGGGGGUGGGGUUAGCGGUGCGGUU
Messenger RNA from Mytilinidion resinicola, 682 nucleotides. RefSeq lists its product as uncharacterized. The annotation marks the transcript as partial. The record is from RefSeq and is a predicted model, not a curated record. The transcript has a single exon. Lineage: Eukaryota; Fungi; Ascomycota; Dothideomycetes; Mytilinidiales; Mytilinidiaceae.